Cynoglossus semilaevis (tongue sole) is the source of this 1176-nucleotide messenger RNA. Its product is annotated as B-cell receptor CD22-like. The transcript is spliced from 5 exons. NCBI's taxonomy places the organism in Eukaryota, Metazoa, Chordata, Actinopteri, Pleuronectiformes, Cynoglossidae. The coding region runs from base 28 to 804 and encodes 258 amino acids. The record is from RefSeq and is a predicted model, not a curated record.
GUGUCAGUGAGUCCCCCUGGUCAGAUCAUGGAGGGCAGUUCAGUGACUCUGACCUGUAGCUCUGAUGCUAACCCAGCAGCUAAUUACAUCUGGUACAAGGAGAACAUAAACUCAUUACAUCUUCUGAGUGAAGGACCACAGCAUGUCCUCAGGUCCAUCCAGACCUCAGACUCUGGACAGUAUCAGUGCAGAGCACAGAACAUGUUGGGAACUUCAUUCCACUGGGUUACAAUUGAUGUUAAUUAUGCUCCAAGGACGCCAUCUGUGUCAGUGAGUCCCCCUGGUCAGAUCAUGGAGGGCAGUUCAGUGACUCUGACCUGUAGCUCUGAUGCUAACCCAGCAGCUAAUUACACCUGGUACAAGGAGAACAUAAACACAGUAAUAUCUACAGAACAGAACUUCACCAUCACUAACGUCACAACUGAACAUGGGGGAAAUUAUCAGUGUGAAGUUCAGAACAGAGUAGGACGACAGAUCACCACCAAACAUCUGGUUGUAAGAGCAGCAGUUCCACUUGGAACGUUGGAAUUAGUGGUUAUUGGAACAUCCAUUGCUAUUUUGUUGGUUGUAGUUGAUGUAUCUCUCAUCUUUCUGAUAAGAAAGAAAAGGUCCCCAAGACAAGUGGCUGAACCAGGAGAAAGACCGGGAUAUCGAUCAGGUAGAGACGGGACAUGGGAGAGUGAAUACACUGUUGUUGAGUACAGUGGUGUUAAAGUCAACCAUUCUGAACCCAGGCCCAGCAAUGAAGUAACUGAUGAAGACACUGCAGCACUGUACAGCACCGUCAAAAACCAUUGCUCUUAAAAGCCAAACCUGAAUAAGCCCAUCCAGUAGUAUUGUAGCCAUUCAUCUUUCCCAUGACACAGUCAUGUCCAAAGCCUGGUUUGGCGGCUACUUACGGCCGUGUUUAAAUUCCCGCUGGCCCACAUCCUGUGUUUGUGUUAUGAUAAAAGUCCUACAGACCUUUACUCACAGCCCAGUCUGGACCAAUCAGGUGAUGUGGGGGAGUUAGCCCCUCCCCCCUGUAAACUAUCCCUGAGUUUUUAAUUCAAAUGAUUUCAUUUCGUUUGACUCAACAUAAUUACAUUGACUCAUGUAUGUAUAUCUGUAUCACCAUUUCAUGUACAGUGCUUUAGUACUUGUAGUUAAAUUGUAUUUGUUUAAUGUAUGUUAAAA